Molecule: messenger RNA, 1997 nt
Organism: Aspergillus uvarum CBS 121591
Lineage: Eukaryota; Fungi; Ascomycota; Eurotiomycetes; Eurotiales; Aspergillaceae
Product: fungal specific transcription factor domain-containing protein
Exons: 5
Coding region: 1-1872 (623 amino acids)
Source: RefSeq, a predicted model, not a curated record
AUGGCCUCGAGCACCUCUCACCGAGACUCUACGAUUGCGCGUCAAACCGCCCAGGGCGCUGAACCACGACCCCGCAACAUGACGCACCCUCGGAAGCGAGCAGUCACUGCAUUUGACCCCGCGAGCCUGUUGAUCCUCGAGAAGUUGAACGAAGUGCUUCGGAGACUAGACGAAAACUCUGAUCUUCGGUUUCACCACGCGCCCGUAUCCCAUGGUGUGAAGGACAGUAACGACUGUGGCGGUCAUGAAGCAUUUGGAGCAGCGGCGCUAGAGGAGGGCCCGGAAGGCCAAGUUCCUCGAGCUCUCGAUGGGCUGCAUGUUCCAUCAUCAUUUUCUUCUACUGAUUCUGUACUCAAUUGGCCUAUCUUUGAUGGCCAAUUCGGCCCAUGUCUUCUUGCCGAAGAGCUUUUGAUUGCAGAGCACGCGCUAUCGGUCGAGCCAGACAACCCCUUGAAAAUACCCGCAGACUAUGUCAGUCUGAAACGUGGUGGUACCUGUGAUGAUGAUAUACCAAAUCUCGUCAUCAGGUUCUUGCGUCUGGUUCACAUCAAAAAUCCCAUCUUGGACUCCAAAUCACUCAGACAGUUCGCCAGCAGCAUCGCUGAACAUGGGCUCGGCUGGGAUUCAUCGUCAUGUUUAGUGCUAUUGGCAUGUGCACUGGGUGCAAUCGCAAGCCCAUAUGACGCAAGAACAGGACCUCUCGAACAGCACGCUCCAGAUCCUCCUCACUUUGUCGAUAGUGACCGGGUCGCAGCCGAAAACUACUAUCGCCUUGCCCGUCGAAGGCUGGGUCUUUUAGAUCGAAGUCUUGUCGCGGCCCAAUGUUUUCUCUUAUCUGGGAUUUAUCUCAUGUACAUUAUUCGCCCCCUGGAUGCCCAGUCCCACUUCCAUCAAGCCGCGUCUAUUUAUGCUACUCGCGUAAAAGGCCAGGUUGCACUCCAGCGACGGGGAGGUGUUCACGGCCCGAUGCUGGAACCAGCCAAUCGCCGACUGGAACAGAGCUUGUACUGGACCUGUUUCAAAUCGGAAUGUGAGAUCCGUCUAGAGCUGGAUCUCCAAGUAUCAGAGCUUGCCACGCUUGCGUAUCCCUAUAUGUUUCCUUCACCACCGUCUCCCGCGACUCCGGCAGAGGCCUCGCAAGAGCACAGUAGUCUGGCUCUGUCUACACCUCUCUCGAGCUCUUCGUUGCAACAGAUGUGUCAGUCAUCAACGUUUGGCACACUUCAGGAAGUGGAAGAGCAGUCCUGGUACUAUUAUCUCAGUGAGAUAGCCCUCCGACGGAUCGGAAAUCGAGUGUCACAUUACUUCUACAAAGAAGAUUAUGAGUCUUGGUCACGAAUGAACGUUCGUGAGGCUGCGGCGAUUGCCGAGGAUUUGGAAAUGCAACUGGACAACUGGGAGUUGACUGCCCCCACACAAUAUCGAGGGGGGGUUGCAUGGGAAGAAAAGGAUGAGCUUCGAUGCAUGAUUCGUGGACGAUAUAUCGAUAUCAAAUGCCUUCUUUACAGACCAUUUCUGUAUUACGCGAUACAUCACCGGACUAGCGAUUUGGAAAGCAAUCAGAUUAUCGACACACUAGCUCAAAAGGCGCUCAAGAAUAUACUCGAACUAACUGCAACUGUGCCAUUCUAUCACCGAAACCAUGGAACGUGGCUCUCGUGUAGAAUGGUCAGCACGUGUGCCUUGCUCCUUCUCGGCGCCAGGAAAAGCGGGCUAAUUCCAGCCGGCAACAUUUUGCGGGAUUCACACUGGGAAGGGGAAUUUGGGCAUUCUUUCCAAACAUGUCUGGAUAUUUUGAAGUACUGGGAGUCCGAGAGCCCGGAUAUUGCCAAAGCGAGAGAGGUCAUUGCGUCGCUUCAAGACCGAUUCUAGAGAAUUUAUUGCGACUGCCAGGAGGUCCAGUCGGUAUAUUGGCGGUUUCAAGGUUCUAUUUGGGUUUUCAUCUAUCCUGAUCUUGAAAGUAAACAAGACCACCAUCCUUCCGAAUGGUAUCCAUC